CCAAGUAGGACCCAAAAGUCUUGGCCAUUUGGGCAUGCGACAGAGACACGUGAACACCCACAACACCGUCGGAAGAUAAACAGCACAGAAAGGCGACGCGGCUGCCACUGGCUACUGCUACGACUUAGUAACGUUGACUACCCCUUUUCGGAGACGCAGCGUGGGACGGUAGAUGCAUUGGGGAGCGUGUUAACCCUCGCUUCGCGGGGACAGUCUGCAGGAGGCUCAUUAGAGCGUAUGAACCCACCUUGCCCAGCCACAAACGCCGCUUCGCGGCGCCCCGCCGGCGUUACAAGCCCCGCUGUCCCCCAUUGCACCUCCAAAAAAGGAGUCCCGUUGACUGCGAGCUGCAUGGACGGGGGACGUCAAAAUAACAAAGCUCCUAUUUUGACAUUUUACAAAUGUGACGUCAUAGAUGUCAAAACUUCUUUUUUUAGUCGGGGUGUGCAAAUAGUGGUUCCAAUCGAAUAGCGUAGCGUCAUCCCUGACUUCUGCACUGUUGAAUGAACCGGCCGUCUCGGCUUCCCUUGCACCAACUAGGUUAUGAAUGACGCAGCGCUAUUCGGUUCGAACGUACAACCCUAUCACCAGACUUCACGUUCUUAAAAAAGGCAAAUUAAAUAGCAAAGAAUCGCCUCGUCCACAUGGCGACCUAAUGGCGCAUGCGCAUAUAUUUCACCAGCCCCGUGGCACUCUGGGGCGAUCGUAGUUAGAGCAGUUUAUGAACAGCACUAUAGGGAGCGCUUUUUUUUUUCUGCGUUGUAGUUGCUGACCUGGAAGCGGUGUGGUCGUUAUUUUGCUCCAUCAACAGUUUAUCCCUUCAAAAGGAAUAAUGCGUGAAAUCGUACAUAUGCAGGUUGGCCAGUGCGGCAACCAGAUCGGAGCAAAGUUUUGGGAUGUGAUCUCCGACGAGCACGGCAUCGAUUCAACCGGCAGCUAUCACGGUGAUUCGAACCUCCAGCUGGAGAGAAUCAAUGUGUACUACAACGAGGCCUCCGGUGGCAGGUAUGUGCCGCGUGCUAUACUGGUCGACCUUGAGCCGGGAACCAUGGACACCGUACGGUCUGGACCCUUUGGCCAGCUUUUCAAGCCAGACAACUUUGUGUUUGGCCAGAGUGGUGCCGGCAGCAACUGGGCCAAGGGUCACUACACGGAGGGUGCGGAGCUGGUGGACUCGGUCCUGGACGUGGUGCGCAAGGAGGCAGAGGGCUGUGACUGCCUGCAGGGCUUCCAGAUGACCCACUCCUUGGGUGGUGGUACCGGCUCGGGCAUGGGCACCCUGCUCAUCUCCAAGAUCCGAGAGGAGUACCCGGACAGGAUCAUGAACACGUUCAGCGUGGUACCUUCCCCCAAGCUCCGUUGGCAAUCGGUUGGCUUAGGCUGGCCAACAUUGGCCUAUGUCAGCCAGAUGAAUGUUUUCACACCGAAUUUGGCACAGGCAGCUUUCUACAAGUAA
Messenger RNA from Ixodes scapularis (black-legged tick), 1456 nucleotides. RefSeq names its product tubulin beta-1 chain-like. Bases 833 to 1456 code for a protein of 207 amino acids. Gene Ontology annotation, cellular component: microtubule; cytoplasm. The transcript has 5 exons. Gene Ontology annotation, molecular function: structural constituent of cytoskeleton; GTP binding; GTPase activity. Gene Ontology annotation, biological process: mitotic cell cycle; microtubule cytoskeleton organization. The record is from RefSeq and is a predicted model, not a curated record. Lineage: Eukaryota; Metazoa; Arthropoda; Arachnida; Ixodida; Ixodidae.